GCGAGCGGCGCUUACGAUGGCGCUGGCGGCGAGCGCCGCGUCAGGAGCCAUGGGCUUCCUGCCUACAUCCCCUGUCUCCUCCUCUUUCUCUUCAGCUCACAGAUCCUCCAUCUCUCAGAGAGAGGCUCCUGGUGUCGUCGUCGGCAAAGAGGCUCCUCGUCCCUUGCGAAGUGCCAGACAAGGUGUUGCAGGGGCGUCCAUGAAGGGUUACGAGAUCGACAUGACAGGAAAGGUUGCCUUCAUCGCAGGCGUUGCGGACUCCACGGGGUAUGGCUGGGCCAUCGCGAAGCAGCUCGCGGAGGCAGGAGCUACCAUCAUUGUCGGAACUUGGCCUCCUGUGCUCUCACUGUUUGAGAGGGGCCUGAAGAAGGGAUUCGGUGAAGAUUCUAAGCUGAAGGACGGCUCAAUGAUGAAGGUGGAGAAAGUAUAUCCUCUUGACGCCAUGUUCUCCACUCCUGAAGAGAUUCCAGAGGAGACGAAGAGCAACAAGCGAUACGCUGGCAUCACAGGCUACGACAUCAGGUCCUGCGCCGAGGCGGUGGCGAAGGAUUACGGCAAGAUCGACAUCCUCGUUCACUCCCUGGCCAACGGCCCUGAGGUGACGAAGCCGCUGCUGGAGACUUCCCGCGCGGGCUACUUGGCCGCCUCCUCCGCCUCCGCCUACUCCCUCGUGUCCAUGACGAAGCACUUUGGGGAGAUCAUGAACCCCGGAGGGUCGAUCCUGUCCUUGACCUUCAUCGCCUCGGAGAGGGUGGUGCCCGGGUACGGUGGAGGCAUGUCCUCAGCCAAGGCGCAGCUGGAGAGCGACACCAAGGUGCUCGCAUGGGAGGCGGGCAGGAAGUGGGGCAUUCGCGUCAACACCAUCUCUGCUGGGCCCCUUGCCUCCAGGGCAGCUGUGGCUAUCAAGAAGGGAGGGCCCGGAGAGCGCAACUUCAUCGACUACUGCAUCGACUACAACAUCGCCAACACUCCCCUCCCCGAUCCUCUCAACGCUGACGACGUCGGACGCGCUGCCCUUGCCCUGUGCUCAGAGCUCGGCGGCGCCAUUACCGGCACCUGCCAGUACGUGGACAACGGAAUGCAUGCUAUGGGCCUGGCCGUGGACUCCUCCUGCUUCGCUGAGUAUCUUGACAAGCAGCAGGGAGAGCCUUGGGACAACUGGAAGCCUGAGGUCGGUUUCGAGCGCAACGGCCUUCCCUACGGGCCCAAGGCCAAGGCUGCCCCGGUGGAGGAGAAGGAGCCUGCACUCAAGUGAGGAUUUGAUCGUGCACUCACCCAUAAGGAAGUGCAGCCUGUUGAUAACUGUUGACCUGACAAGGCGAUCUGAACAUUCUGAGCAUUGGCCGUGAGGGGAGUGUUGACAUGGUAUGCUCACGUUUUUUCAAUGUUUGUUUAUCGUUAGCGAAUGAAUAAAUUGGAUAAUACAC
Molecule: messenger RNA, 1427 nt
Organism: Guillardia theta CCMP2712
Lineage: Eukaryota; Cryptophyceae; Pyrenomonadales; Geminigeraceae
Exons: 3
Coding region: 17-1255 (412 amino acids)
Biological process (GO): fatty acid biosynthetic process
Molecular function (GO): enoyl-[acyl-carrier-protein] reductase (NADH) activity
Source: RefSeq, a predicted model, not a curated record